AUGGAGUUUGCACCACACGACAAUGGGAUCAGGGACAACCUCGGACAAGCAGUGCAAGGCAAAGAUUCGGAGGUCAAUAAGCUUCUGCAUAUCAAAGCCAUCGUACAAGUCCAUAACGAAGAAACUUUACGAAUCAACCCUCUCUCUGUAGCCGAAGGGGUGCCAAUAGCAGUCUCAGCACAAGUCUCAGAGUACGUUCUUUACGCAUUUUCAUAUGCUUCGGAAUUUGGAUUUGGGGCAGUUCUUUGUUCAGAAAUGGGAUCAAAACUCUAA
Molecule: messenger RNA, 273 nt
Organism: Haemonchus placei
Lineage: Eukaryota; Metazoa; Nematoda; Chromadorea; Rhabditida; Trichostrongylidae
Source: the annotation of a GenBank genome assembly